This is a messenger RNA of Cucurbita maxima (winter squash), 1215 nucleotides long. RefSeq lists its product as uncharacterized. The transcript has a single exon. NCBI's taxonomy places the organism in Eukaryota, Viridiplantae, Streptophyta, Magnoliopsida, Cucurbitales, Cucurbitaceae. Bases 439 to 1026 code for a protein of 195 amino acids. The record is from RefSeq and is a predicted model, not a curated record.
AAACACGUGGCAUCAGUGUUAUCAAGACAGCCGAAAUGAAGGCCAGCACUUGACUUAACGCUGUCCCUCAGGCCGGAUUUGAUAAUCCUUUCGUUUCUCAUAUUUUAAAUUAUUUCCAAUUAAACGGGCCAUAUAUGGGCCUGCUUUACUUCCUUAUCCAAUAGCCCAACUUAAAAAUCAGGCCCAUCCGGCCCACGAGGUUGGGACGGCGGACCAUUGCCGUGAGCGAAUUGGUCUAGCCUCGCGUUUUGAACACGCGGCGUCUUCGGAUUCCAAUGUCGUGGCGUGGCUCGUUCACCUUCUACAACUUUUCCUCUUCGAUUUUCCUUCUAUUUUCACUUCAAUUUCCUUCAUAUUUUAAAUCCCUAGAUUUCUCGUAUUCGAAAUCCCAAUUAUUAUUAUUAAUUUUUUUUUGCAAUUCGAAAUCCUUCCAUUUCAAUGGAUACCUCCCUGGUCGCGGGAACCCUUUCAAUGGUUGCCAACAAUGGCGUUGGCUUCGCCAAAUUCCUCAAUCGCCUCGAUUUCGUAUCCAAUUACUACAUCUCCAUCACCGAUUCGAUCGCCGACCAGAUCGCGCCGUAUUCCGCCGCCGGAGCUCUUCAGUUAUCAGCCGCACUGUUCCCCGUCGCAACCAUUGCUCCGCCGCCUGUCAAAUCUACUUCAUGCCGAUCGGCCUCUCGGACUUUUCUCCGUAGAAAGCGCCGCACGAAGCGUAGAUUAUACAGCGAUGACUCCGAGGGCGGCGAAGUCAACGGAUUCGGCGGCGGCGAUUUUGACGGAUCGUACGGCGGAGGUGGCGGUAGCGGCGGAAGUGGCUGGAAUUUCGAUAGAUUUGGGGGGAGUGAUUGGGAUGAAUCUUCAUCCUCUUCUAAUCCGGCGUAUUAUUUCGUUUACGAGGUGGUUUAUUGGAUCGCGCUCUCAAAUUGUGUGCAUUUCGCAUUCAAGAAGGUUAUUAGAUUUGCAGGUGAAGCAAUGAGGAACUCCGAACGAGGAAAAUUGUCCAUGAGAUUAAUCUCUGUGUGUUGAUUGGUACAAUUCUCCUCUCAAUGAUCAAUCUCCGAAACAGAAAUCUGGCUACAAAUCUCUUGUAUUCGAUUCUUCACAGUUGCUAUGCAUAUAUAUAAUCUCUGUAAAUACUCACAUUGUUUUAUCUCGGUAAAUUGGUUCGAAAUUAUCUCAGUAAAUUGUUUCUUAGCUCCUUAAGGCAUUUAGUUC